Messenger RNA from Helicoverpa zea (corn earworm), 2401 nucleotides. Its product is annotated as ATP-sensitive inward rectifier potassium channel 1-like. Gene Ontology annotation, cellular component: plasma membrane. The coding region runs from base 386 to 2152 and encodes 588 amino acids. Gene Ontology annotation, biological process: regulation of monoatomic ion transmembrane transport; potassium ion import across plasma membrane. Gene Ontology annotation, molecular function: inward rectifier potassium channel activity. Lineage: Eukaryota; Metazoa; Arthropoda; Insecta; Lepidoptera; Noctuidae. The record is from RefSeq and is a predicted model, not a curated record. The transcript has 9 exons.
UACUGAGCACGAUACCUUUAGUUGUGUGUGGCGAUGUAAGAAAUUCGCAUCUUGUCAAUAUUUUGGUGUAAUAAUUUAAGGCUAGUGAAAUGUGGUGACUUUCGAGAUAAACUGUUGGUGCUAGAAGAUUUUAUGAAAAAAUCAGCAAUGGAUUCGCCAGAUCAAUGAUAGAAUACGUGAUAAAAUAUUACCUACAUAUUUUUCUUUAUCUGACAGCGAAAUCUUUUGUGUUAUUUUAAAGACAAAUAAAAUAGUGAUGUAGGUUUCUAACUUGGUGUAUUUUAUAAAGUGAUUUUAACAAAACAAUAGGUCAUAAAUUAGUUUACCUUCAGAAGCAGACAUUUUCAAAUAAAGUUCAUAAAAAGUAGCCAAUUGUGAAUUUACAAUGAUGAACUACGACAUCAGCGAAUCACGGCGAGGCAGUCGAAACCGAGCUCUAGAAAGAUCCCUUAGCUACUCCGAAGCCAUCGGCAACGGCUCAGGCAGAUCCUCCAUAGAAAUACCAAACAUUGUCAACACAGAUGUAUACACAAACGAAGAAUUAAAGAAACACUACAGGAUUUCCCAAACAUACGUCGAAGGCAAAGAAAUAGCUUUCUCAUCAGGACCUAGUGACAAUAAAAAUUAUCUCAAAGUACCCAUAGAUGAGGCAUCACAGGAAUCUUCGAUUUACUCAAGUGAAGAUGACCAAACAGACCGUGGUUUGGUAAUGUCCAUUGAUGUAGAAGAAAGUCCUAAAGAUUCUGAUGUUACGAAGCCGUUUUCUGAGCGUUCUACUUUGCCGAUAGCCAGUUCUAGUGUUGAUACUAAUACUAAUCAUAUCUAUGAUACUAUUGAGACGAUUGAGACUCCUGACAGUAUCUUUGAUGGGAGGGAGACGACGUAUGGACCGUCAGCCCACGGGUAUUCGACACCUUAUAGUAAGCGGAGGAAGAGGAUUACACAUAGACAAAGGCAUGGUCGACCGAGACGUUCACGGCGAGUGGUGUUGAAGAAUGGAGAAGAGAAUGUUCCAGUGAGGAGCAAUAUAUCUGCCAAGUCUAUCAAAUAUAUGAGGGAUAUUGUCACUACCGUCAUCAACAGCAAAUGGCGCUUCAUACUGCUAAUGAUGGUGGCCGCUCACUUCAUCUUCUGGUUCGUGUUCGCGGCGAUCUGGUACGCCGUCUCCUCCUCCUACCAGGAGGACAUAGGAGAUGGGAAGGAGCACUGUGUUACUGGGACUACCUCCUUCGCUGGACUGCUUAUGAUGUCGGUUGAGACUCAGAUGACCAUAGGAUACGGAACACGGUUCCCGAAUGAAGAAUGUCCAGAAGCCAUCAUAAUCAUGGUUUUAGAGAUAGUAGCUGGUACUGCUCUCUCUGGCGGAUUGUCCAGUUUGCUGUUCACAAAGCUGAUCAGACCAAACCGACAUGUUAACUCCGUAGGAUUCAGUAGGAAGGCUGCAGUAUGUCGUCGUGACGGAGAGUUGUGCCUGCAGUUCAGGGUGUGGGACUUGAUGAACGUGCAUCUCAUUGGAAGCACCAUCACCGCUUAUAUGCUGAAGCCUAUCAGAACAUUGGAAGGUGAGCUGGUACAGAACUACAUGCACCAGCUGGAGUUGAAGGAAUCCCGAGCGUUCCUCCUGUGGCCGAUCACCGUAGUUCACGUCAUCAAUGCUGCCAGUCCUCUGUACGACUUCUCAGCUCAGGAUAUGAUGGAUUACAGGUUCGAGAUCGUGGUGUGCCUGACCGGAGCCUCCAAGAACAUGGGCACCACCACACAAAGCAGGACUUCGUACCUCUCCAAGGAGAUCAUGUGGGGGUACAGGUUCAAGAAUGUUGUGCACUACAGCAAAAGAGAAGAAGCCUACAAAAUAGACGAAGCGCACCUCAACACAGUAGAACAAGUAGAAACACCCCUCUGCAGUGCCAGCUAUCUGAAGGUCUUCGAGGAGGACCUCAAGACUUCCACUAAUCUCCUCUCGACUCCCAACAUGUCUGUCUCUCCUACCGACCUGUCUAUACCUGAGGACUCUUCUACUCUCUCUCGAGCGGGAGACUCCGUACCUUCGACUCCUUCUCUGAAUAGAACGGGGACGCAAAGGAGUUUUGGAUGGAACUUUAAAAGGUUCAGGCCUGAGAAAUAUGUGGGGACUUUUGAGAAGAGGGAAUAACCUAAAAAUUGUAUUCCGACACCUAUUAUCAUGGUCUUAAUUCGUUCAUUAAUUACGAUUAAAAUGACGUAGUUUUUGCUCAAAAUAGGGAUAUUUAUUUUGCAGGUUAUAAAUCAAUUACUUACAGUCUUAUUAUUUUUCUAGUCUUAGCAUAAUAUAUAUUUUAUUUUUUAUCAUAUUAGCUAGAUAUUAAGCUAGUACUUAGUCAAUUUCAAUAUAAUCGUUGUAAAAUAAAUAUAUUUUAUUAUA